AUGAGUCAAAAUGUGUCAGCUGUUUUGCAAAAACAGUUACCACCAGAGUGUAAAGACCCAUGCAUGUUUACCAUACUAUGUAAGGUAGACAAUGUCUCAUUAAAUCAAGCCAUGUUGAACUUGGGGGCAUCAAUUAAUGUUAUGCCAUAUGCCAUUUACUCAUCUUUGGAUGUAGGGCCCCUAAAGCCAACCCGUGUUGUAAUCCAACUAGCGGAUAGAUCUAUUGUUUACCCUAAAGGGGUAUUAGAGGACGUGUUAGUUCAAGUGAAUGAAUUGGUCUUUCCGGCAGAUUUUUAUGUUAUAGAUAUGGAGGAGAAAAAUGCCUCCAAGGCCGGUAUGCUUUUGCUAGGUAGACCAUUUUUGAAAWYCUCUAAGACWAAGRUAGAYGUYCAUAGUGGUAGUUUGACCAUGGAAUUCGAUGGCGAGAUGAUUAAAUUUAAUAUAUAUGAUGCCAUGCGAUAUCCGAGUGAAGUUUCAUCUUUAUGCUUUGUUGAUAUUAUCGAGUCCUUAUCUGACAUUAUGUUUGAUCUAUCUAAUGAGGAUGUGUUAGAAGUGAUUCUAGACAAUUAUUUAAUGAAUGAAAGUUUGAAGAAGAUUGCCCAAGAGUACAAGCUUGAUGAUGAUUUUGCAGAAUUGGCACCCAAGAUAGAGUUGAAGACUCUACCACAUCAUCUGAAGUAUGCCUAUUUGGGAGAUAAAGAGACCCUUCCGGUGAUCAUAUGCGCCACACUAUCACCGAAUGAGAAAAGAGAACUUGUGGAUGUUUUGAAGGAGCACAAGAGGGCAAUUGGAUGGACCAUUGCCGGCAUCAAGGGCCUUGGUCCUUCACUUUGCCAACACAAGAUUCUAUUAGCGGAGGAGUACAAGCCAUUCUGA
Molecule: messenger RNA, 876 nt
Organism: Cynara cardunculus var. scolymus (artichoke)
Lineage: Eukaryota; Viridiplantae; Streptophyta; Magnoliopsida; Asterales; Asteraceae
Exons: 2
Coding region: 1-876 (291 amino acids)
Source: RefSeq, a predicted model, not a curated record